Molecule: messenger RNA, 1083 nt
Organism: Trichomonas vaginalis G3
Lineage: Eukaryota; Parabasalia; Trichomonadida; Trichomonadidae
Product: UDP-D-xylose:L-fucose alpha-1,3-D-xylosyltransferase-related family
Exons: 1
Coding region: 1-1083 (360 amino acids)
Cellular component (GO): Golgi apparatus
Molecular function (GO): glycosyltransferase activity
Source: RefSeq, a predicted model, not a curated record
AUGGAAGAACCAAGAUUCAACAUUGGGUUACAGAUUCUGAUGAUUCUAUCAAUAUUUUCAUCAUUUAGUGCAUUAAUUUAUUGUAGAUCGCGUGAUUCUGUAGUUUUGGGCUGCUUCAACUAUGAUAGACCGAUUUCCGAAAGUAAAUUUAAAGAUGAACUUCACUUGAUGAUUAUGAAAUCCACAGUAAACGAUAACACAAAUCGUCGUGAUAUUGUUUUAUUUGUAACAAAUGCCGGUAUGAUUAAACUAACUCGAAAUGCAUUAUGCUCUUUAUGGAUGACCAAUGUACCAAAGGAAAGAAUCAUUGUUGUAGCAACAGAUAAGAUAUCAUACUUAAAUAUGCAAAAAUUCGGCGCAAAUACAGUAUAUUAUCCUACAAAUCAAGCAAUCAAUUCAAUUGAUCCAUCAGAUACAAACGAAUUUGUUGAUUUCAUACGAGUUAAAUUCAAAAUUGCAAAGUUCGUAAUACAUAACACAACAGAUUUAUCAUUAGCAGAUUCAGACAUUAUCUUUUUCGCAAAUCCUUUAGUUGCUUUUUCUUUUGAUACAGAUAUUGAAGCAUCAAUCGAUUCUCCUAAUGAUCCAGUCAUACCAAAGAAAAGUUAUUUAUCUUGGGGAAUUAAUCUGAAUUUUGCACAUUAUCGCUCUACUUCUGUAAUGAAGAAAUUCAUGAAUGUAUGGGAAGAUAGAAUUGAUCAACUCGAAUAUACAGAAUCUCAAGCUCUUCUUGAUAUAAUAAAUAAUCUUCCGACAGAACGUUCAUUUACCGAUACUCUUACUAUUAAUCUUGAACAAUAUUUCGAGCCCGAUCCACACAAUCCAUUCCAAAUCAGAUACGUCAAUCCUGUGUUUGGAGUUGAAGCUAGAGGACCAUUGAUGGGAUCUUCCACAUUGAAGAGAGUUUUUUGGAAGGAAGCUCGCAAACACAAUAUGUCCAGGCCACUCUGGUGCCAUUUCGGAGGUCUUGGAACAGCUCAACAAAAAAUUUCAAAAAUGAAAGAUUACAAACUAUGGUAUUUAGAUGAAUCAGACCAUUGUUUGCCAAAUCCUCCAAAAGGAGGUCGAAAAUACUUUUGGUAA